GAAAUCCAAUGGUGUUGUGGAUUGGAAGCACGAGCUGAAAUUUCCAAGCGUAACGGAGCCCAAAAACCCACCACCACAUAAGGGCACCACGCCGUCCUCCCAAAUCCUCUCCUACCCCUAAUCCCCUACGCGCCCGAUUGCCGUCGCCUCGCCGCCGCCGCCGCCCGCAAUGCAGCCUCCGUCCGAUCUCUCCCCGCCCCCACCUUCCUCUCCGCCCGCCGAUACCCCAGCCUCCUUAGAUCCCGACACCCCUUUCUCUGACGCCGCCCCCGUCACCCCCUUCUCCGACGCCGCCCCCGUCGACGCCUCGGACGCCGACACCCCGGCCCUCGCGCCAACACCCGACUGCGCCCUCGCCUCCGCCUCGGACGCCCCCGUCGACGGCGAGGACGACGGGAUCAACAACCCCUCCGGCGGCUCCAGGAAGCACAUGACCCUCGUGCCGCCGGCGCCGCCCAGCAAGAAGUCGAAGAAGAAGGGCGGCAACAGCGUCUGGACCCGGCCAGCCUCCCGCAAGGGCAAGAAGAAGGCCAGGCAGCCGGGCGGCCCCGGCCCCGGCGGCAGCACCACCGGCGCCCACCCCGGGCCCAACGCUGGCGGAGACGAGUUGUGCCAACUCGUCCCCGCGACCCGCCUCGCCGCCGAGCGCAACGACGACGCAGCUACCCAGCCCGUGCUCCUCUCCCGCUUCUUCAAGUCCGAGAGGAUCGAGGUUUCCGACGACCGCCUCACCGCAGGCAGCACCAAGGGCUACCGCAUGGUGCGCGCCACCCGCGGCGUCGCGGCCGGGGCGUGGUACUUUGAGAUCAAGGUCGUGCAUCUCGGCGCCACUGGCCACACGCGCCUCGGAUGGGUGACCAACAAGGCGGACCUCCAGACGCCGGUUGGGUAUGACGCCUAUGGGUUUGGGUACCGCGACAUCGAUGGCGCCAAGGUGCAUAAGGCUUGGAGAGACAAGUAUGCUGAUGAAGGGUACGGGGAAGGAGAUGUCCUUGGGUUCUACAUUUCUCUGCCUGAUGGGGAGCGCUAUGAGCCUAAGCAACGCGACCUGGUUGAGUACAAGGGAAUGCCUUUUCAUGUGCAUGUCCCUAAGGAGGAGCAGAAGAUACCGGAUCCAGUUCCUGGGAGUGAGAUAUGCUACUUCAAGAAUGGGGUAUGCCAAGGCAGUGCCUUCAAGGACAUUCCUGGAGGGAGGUAUUACCCAGCUGCGUCAAUGUACACGCUCCCUAACGAGCAAAACUGUGUAGUCAAAUUCAACUUUGGGCCAGACUUCGAGUUCUACCCGCAAGAUUUUGGUGACCUGCCAAUCCCUCAACCAAUGAGUGAGGUGCCUUAUCAGGCAGUUGAGGUGAAGAAAGAGGGGCCCGUCGAAAAUGGUAUUGCUGAAAAAACUAGCUAGUGUAGUUAACAUUCUGUUUUAGCUGUAUCGAAUACCCCUGUGUCCCUGUGUAAACAUCAAACAGGCCCAUGGCUAGACCAUGGUGAGGUUGGCCGCUGGAGUUGCAUCUGACUAGAUUGUAUGCUUAUGUUGUCACCGUUUAGCCGGGUGAUGAUGUUAUCGUGUGCUGCCAGAUAGUAGUGAACCGGUGAUGGUAUGUAAUAGCAACCAGAGGGUGUUAUCUGUCACUUGGCAUGCUGCAGUAGUGGUAAGAAGAGUGGUAACGGGAGGUGGAGGUGGUGUUCUGGUGGAGCAGCAGGUGAAACCUUAUGCUGGGAGUUUCACUGCUCAGGAAGGAUUUGUAUGGCCAGAAUAGCAUCUGCAUGUAAAUGUGCCUCAUUUAUAUUCAUUUUCCAUCCCAGUGAUUUAAGCCAUCCAAAGGGUCUUUGCUAGUA
This is a messenger RNA of Setaria italica (foxtail millet), 1833 nucleotides long. Its product is annotated as protein TRAUCO. Bases 170 to 1399 code for a protein of 409 amino acids. The transcript is spliced from 2 exons. The record is from RefSeq and is a predicted model, not a curated record. Gene Ontology annotation, cellular component: Set1C/COMPASS complex. Gene Ontology annotation, molecular function: protein binding; transcription cis-regulatory region binding. NCBI's taxonomy places the organism in Eukaryota, Viridiplantae, Streptophyta, Magnoliopsida, Poales, Poaceae.